AUGACUAGUAUCAAUGAAAUAUCUCCAGAACAGAUUCAAGAAUUACUCACUCUCAGCAAAAGACUCCGAGAGCAAGAACUGCAACAAGAUAGAUCAGACCAACAGGAUCUCCCCAAAGCAAUCCUCAAAGACGUGGCAAACUCUCUCCAUAUUGAGCUCAAGAACAAGCUUAAGAAAUUUGCCCAAGACACCAUCAAGUAUGAUGGUAGAGCCUGGACAAAGUCAGAGGCUGUCAACAAAUUGUACAUCCCUGAACUCAAGUGGUACCAAGUUGAUGCUGUCCAGAUGGUUACCUCUAUCAACAAAGCUAGUGACAGGUUACGCACAGCUGGAAGAAGUGCCACCAAAAUUUAUCAAGAUUUCGAACACCUUAUUGAAGAAGGAGGAAACAAAAGCAAUAUACGCACAGUCUUGGAAAAAACUAGACAUCUAUCCGUCUAUAGUUUUGCUAUAAGCAAAGAAUUGGAAAACGAUGCCAAAGACAUCAUCACCCAAGCUCUCCACCUCCCAGAAAGCCUAAGAUAUCUGGAAGACAAAGAUGAACAAGACAAAGAUCUGGUUUUCUCUGCCAACCUUGUGGAAAGGAUCCAACAAACCCAUUUUGAUGAAGCUGUCAUCAAGAAUGCCACAGCACGUCAGUUUGGAGGAUUCGGAAACAACAGAGGUACCACAGGACGAAAUAGAUUCAGGGGCCGUGGAUACACUGGUGAACAAAGAGGAAAUUUUAGUUGGGGCAGGGGACAAGAACUAUCGAAUCUGACCCAGCAACACAUUGCCAAUCACAAUGCCCAAUCCAACCCAUCCCCAGGCAAUUGA
Messenger RNA from Phycomyces blakesleeanus NRRL 1555(-), 816 nucleotides. RefSeq lists its product as hypothetical. The record is from RefSeq and is a predicted model, not a curated record. The coding region runs from base 1 to 816 and encodes 271 amino acids. Lineage: Eukaryota; Fungi; Mucoromycota; Mucoromycetes; Mucorales; Phycomycetaceae. The transcript has a single exon.